Messenger RNA from Trichoderma breve, 1428 nucleotides. Its product is annotated as nucleotidyl transferase domain-containing protein. The coding region runs from base 1 to 1428 and encodes 475 amino acids. Gene Ontology annotation, molecular function: mannose-1-phosphate guanylyltransferase (GTP) activity. The record is from RefSeq and is a predicted model, not a curated record. The transcript is spliced from 5 exons. Lineage: Eukaryota; Fungi; Ascomycota; Sordariomycetes; Hypocreales; Hypocreaceae. Gene Ontology annotation, biological process: GDP-mannose biosynthetic process.
AUGGGCAUUGAGAUGAUGCUGGAGCGCAUCAUGGGCGCGAUGGAGAAGCAGAACCAAGAAUUGACUGAGCUGCGAAAAGAAUGCUCAGACCUUCGUACGUCGAACAGGAGCAUGGAGAUUAUGCUCCAGAACAUUUCUCAAGGACGCAGCAACAGCCCUCCGGGCCUCUCUGCCGGCAUGUCUCCCAGCAUCGGCCGUGAGCGUGCCCGCUCGCCUUUCUUGCCUCGCCGCUCCACAGCCCAGGCUGGUCCUUCUCAGGUCUUAAUCACAUCGCCCUCCCACGAAGUCACCACCCACUCCUUUCCCUUCCCGGAUGAUCGUGAGAUCCCCGGAUUCUACGUCGUGAUCCCCGCAGGCGGUGCUGGUACCCGCCUGUGGCCCCUCUCCCGCGAGAACCACCCCAAGUUCCUACUUGAUGUCAACCUUUGCGGCAACAGCUUGCUGCAGUCGACCUGGGAACGACUCCUUCCCCUGGCUGGUCCUUCACGAAUGACUGUCGUCGCUGGACCUGCUCACUCUGAGGGCAUUUUGGGCCAGCUGCCCAACCUGGAUUCCUCGAAUCUAUUCACCGAGCCUGGCCCCAAGGAUUCCAUGGCUGCCAUCGGCUUGGCUGCUGCUAUCUUGCUUAGACGCGACCCCGAGGCAGUGAUCGGAUCCUUUGCGGCUGAUCAUAUGAUCUCUGGCGAGGAUGCUUUCCUUGGUGCUGUAACUGAGGCCGUCGAGGUGGCCAAGGAAGGCUACCUGGUCACAAUUGGCAUCGCACCCUCUCACCCUGCCACUGGAUUUGGUUACAUCCGACUGGGUGACAAACUUGGAUUGAAAUCAGCCCCCCACUCACGACUGGUGAGCUCUUUCAAGGAGAAGCCUGAUGCUCACACCGCUGCCAAAUACCUUGCUACGGGUCAAUACCGCUGGAACGCAGGCAUGUUCGUCACCAAGGCCUCCCUCCUCAUGGAGCUGAUGAAGGAGAACUGCCCCGAUCUCCAUGAGGGUUUGAUGAACAUCUCUGCAGUGUGGGAUGAUGAGGCCGCACGCAAGACUGCCCUGGAGGAAGUUUGGCCCACUCUGGAGAAGAUUCCCAUCGAUAACGCGGUUGCUGAGCCUGCGGCUGCUCAAGGAAAGGUGGCAGUUAUUCCCUCCACAUUCGGUUGGGACGAUGUUGGUGACUUUUCAUCUUUGGCCGAGAUGCUGCCGGCUGAGUCGAACAAGCCUCGUGUGCUUGGUGACCAGAGACUGGUUGUAUCCGAACAAACUGCUGGAGGAAUUGUUGUGCCCGUGUCUGGCCGGUUGAUUACGUGUCUUGGUGUUGACGACAUCGUUAUCGUUGACGCUCCUGAUGCACUCAUGGUAACUACUAGAGCUCGUUCCCAGGAGGUGAAGUCACUGGUCAAGAAAUGUCGCGAGGCUGGAUGGAAGAAUUUGUUGUAA